Bufo gargarizans (Asiatic toad) is the source of this 3316-nucleotide messenger RNA. RefSeq names its product zinc finger protein OZF-like. Gene Ontology annotation, biological process: central nervous system development; regulation of transcription by RNA polymerase II. The transcript has 3 exons. The record is from RefSeq and is a predicted model, not a curated record. Lineage: Eukaryota; Metazoa; Chordata; Amphibia; Anura; Bufonidae. Gene Ontology annotation, molecular function: DNA-binding transcription factor activity, RNA polymerase II-specific; RNA polymerase II cis-regulatory region sequence-specific DNA binding. Gene Ontology annotation, cellular component: nucleus. The coding region runs from base 125 to 2764 and encodes 879 amino acids.
UCCCCCGUGUAAGAGUGAGGUGGAGGAGGACAUUCCAGGAGAUGUCACCACAGAAAAUCCCAGUUUGAAUUCGGAUGGAAACUUCAUAUUAUCACUGAAUUAUAAAUCAGAAGAUGAAGACAUCAUGCAGUGCUCUCCAGUAGAAAACCUUAAUGUACAUUCAGGACUUCACAGUACAGAUCUAUCAUAUAAUCCCCCUAAUUAUGAGGAACCCUCUCCUAACCAAUCACAGAUUGUUAUCACAAGUACAGGUCAGAAAGGGGUUGAAAGAUUUCAAUGCGGUGAAGAGUUCCCAAAAAGUUCAGGUCUUUCUUCAAACAGAAGAAUUCACACUGGUGAGAAGCCAUAUUCCUGUUCAGAAUGUGGGAAGUGCUUUACAGAUAAAUCAAAUCUUGUUGCACAUGUGAAAAGUCACAUAGGACAGAAGCCAAAUUCAUGUUCAGAAUGUGGGAAAUGUUUUACACGGAAAUCACAUCUUUUUACACAUAAGAAAAUUCACACUGGAGAGAAACCAUAUUUAUGUUUAGAAUGUGGGAAGUAUUUUACACAAAAAUCAGAUCUGGUUACCCAUGAGAGACGUCACACAGGAGAGAAGCCAUAUUCAUGUUCAGAAUGUGGGAAAUGUUGUACACAAAAAUCAGGGCUCGUUAAACAUCAGAGAAUUCACACAGGAGAAAAGCCGUAUUUAUGUUCAGAAUGUGGGAAGCGCUUUUCAGAUAAAACAAGUCUUGUUACACAUAAGAGACAUCACACAGGGGAGAAACCAUAUUUAUGUUCAGAGUGUGGGAAAUGUUUUACCCAAAAAUCAAAUCUUGUUAUACACAAGAGAAUUCACACAGGAGAGAAGCUGUAUUCAUGUUUAGAAUGUGAAAAAUGUUUUACACGAAAAUCACAUCUUGUUAAACAUAAGAAAAGUCAUACAGGAGAGAAGCCGUAUUCAUGCUCAAAAUGUGGGAAAUUUUUUACACAAAAAUCAGAUCUUGGCAAACAUGAAAUAAGUCACAUAGGAGAGAAGCCGUAUUCAUGUUCAGAAUGUGGAAAUUGUUUUACACACAAACUGAAUCUUGUUAAACAUCAGAGAAUUCACACAGGGGAAAAGCCAUAUUCAUGUUCAGAAUGUGGGAUAUGUUUCAUACAAAAAUCUGAUCUUGUUACACAUGAGAGAAGUCACACAGGAGAGAAACCAUAUUCAUGUUCAGAAUGUGGGAAGGGCUUUUCUGAGAAAUCAAAUCUUGUUAGACAUGAGAAAAGUCAUACAGGAGAGAAACCAUAUUCAUGUUCAGAAUGUGGGAAUUGUUUUACACAGAAAUCAAAUCUUGUUAAACAUCAGCGAAUUCACACAGGGGAGAAGAUGUAUUCAUGUUCAGAAUGUGGGAAAUGUUUUACCCAAAAAUCAAAUCUUGUUACACACGAGAGAAUUCACACAGGAGAGAAGCCGUAUUCAUGUUCUGAAUGUGGGAAAUGUUUUACACAAAAAUCAUAUCUUAAAUCGCAUCUUGUUAAACAUGAGAGAAUUCACACAAGGGAGAAGCCAUAUUCAUGUUCAGAAUGUGGGAAAUGUUUUACAUAUAAUUCACAACUAGUCAAACAUGAAAGAAACCACACAGGAGAAAAGCCUUAUUCAUGUUCAGAAUGUGGGAAAUGCUUUACAGAGAAAUCAAAUCUUGUUACACAUGAGAGAAUUCACACAGGAGAGAAGCCAUAUUCAUGUUCAGAAUGUGGGAAAUGUUUUGCAUAUAAUUCACAACUAGUCAAACAUGAAAGAAACCACACAGGAGAAAAGCCUUUUUCAUGUUCAGAAUGUGGGAAAUGCUUUACAGAGAAAUCAUAUCUUGUUAAACAUGAGAGAAUUCACGCAGAAGAGAAGCCAUAUUCAUGUUCAGAAUGUGGGAAAUGUUUUACAUAUAAUUCACAACUAGUCAAACAUGAAAGAAACCACACAGGAGAAAAGCCUUAUUCAUGUUCAGAAUGUGGGAAAUGCUUUACAGAGAAAUCAAAUCUUGUUACACAUAAGAGAAUUCACACAGGAGAGAAGCCAUAUUCAUGUUCAGAAUGUGGGAAAUGUUUUACAUAUAAUUCACAACUAGUCAAACAUGAAAUAAACCACACAGGAGAAAAGCCUUUUUCAUGUUCAGAAUGUGGGAAAUGCUUUACAGAGAAAUCACAUCUUGUUAAACAUGAGAGAAGUCACACGGGAGAGAAGCCAUAUUCAUGCCCAAAAUGUGGGAAAUGUUUUGCACAAAAAUCAGCUCUUGUUAGACAUGAGAAAAGUCACACAGGAGAGAAGCCGUUUCCAUGUUCAGAAUGUGGAAAAUGUUUUACACGGAAAUCACAUCUUGUUAGACAUGAGAAAAGUCACACAGGAGAGAAGUCAUAUUCAUGUUCAGAAUGUGGGAAAUCUUUUACACAAAAAUCAGAUCUACUUAAACAUGAGAAAAUACACACCGGGGCAAAGCCGUUUUCAUGUUUAGAAUGUGGGAAAUGUUUUACACAGAAAUCACAUCUUGUUACACAUGAAAGAAUUCACACGGGAGAGAAAGCAUAUUCAUGUUCAGUAUGUGGGAAAUGUUUUAGACAAAAAUCAGAUCUACUUAAACAUGAGAAAAAACACACUGGGGCAAAGUCGUUUUCAUGUUCAGAAUGUGGGAAAUGUUUUACACAAAAAUCAAAUCUUGUUAUACAUGAAUUCACAUAUCAGAUAAGUCACAAAGGAGAGAAGCUGUUUUCAUGCUCAAAAUGCAAGAAGCGCCUUUCAGAUAAAUAAAAUCUUGUUAUACAUAUCACACAAGGACCAUUUUCAUAUAUAUUUAACAUACUAGGCAAUUCAUUGUCUUUAAAGGGGUUGUCCACCUUUAACAUGUUAUAUCAGACCCCACAUAGUGGCCAGACCCGUGGUAGUGAUCAUACUAACCUGGUCCCCGCUGCUGGGUUCUGGCUAAUCUGUGUUCAUAUCUGGGCAUGUAACUGCUGUAGCCAAUGAAUGGCAGCGAAGUAUUACCCAUUUGGCAUGUGACCCUGUGACAUGCCACACAGGUGAUAUGUCACCGCUGCCGGCAUUCAUUGGCUGCUAUGUUCAUGUUCUCAGGGUCCCGUGGAGUCGACUGGGCAGGAGAGGGAGCCCAAUGACGAGGACCAGGUAACUAUAAUCAGCAUUGCAUAUCUGGCCACUCUGUGGAGUCUGAUAUAACAACCCCUGUACAACCCCUUAAUCUUCUUUAAUAGGCCGGUGAGCAACAUGGCCUCUUCGUAGGCCAGUAAAGUACUGUUCAUGGGUCACAUGGCUUAUUUGUAGCUCACUCCUAUUAAAGAGAAUGGG